CACAAAACCUUCUUCUACUACCCAUGUAUUUAUGUAGGGUUGGUGUAAUUUGAAGUCUUUACAUACUAAAAGAGGUACAAAUAUCCCCCAAACGCAGGGUGCUUUGUGCCUACUGUUGGACUCGGAAUCGCUGAAUCCCUGCACAUCAUGAUCUUGUUGCUGCUUCUAGUUGCCAGUCUUGGUGUGGGCCUUGCUUAUGUUGAAAAUCAUGAAGUGGAGUAUGGAAACAGAUUCAGGAUGAGGGUGUCAAGAAGGGUUCACUUUAUCGAGUUCAUCCCCAAGAACAAAUCGGAAGGGACGAUCUUGUGGAACCGUGACGAAGCUCCGCCCAGAGAGGGCAGUAGAUGGAAGAUGAUUGGGACCUUAUAUACCAUCAAUUCUUUAGCCCAAAAAGACAGUGGCCGCUACAUAUUCAAAGACAACUAUGGAGAAUUGAUGCAUGCGAAGAUCAUUGGCGUAAAAGAGGUCACAAAGAGCUAUACCCUGGAGACUAAUGAAGUCCUGAACAUCACUUUUGAUCUGGAACCGCACUCCUGCAACAUUUACUUCUUCUCUGGUGAAAACAGUAAGACUGCGAUAGUCCUUAAAGGCAGGCUGCAGCAUGAUUCGAAACAAGUGGAUUGCGUGGGGUUUGAGCUUUUAAAGCCAUGUGGGAUUGUACACAAGGCCAUCCAAAAGACAUGCAUCGGACGGUUUGAAGUCAGAGAUGAUAAUGAUGACAAAGCCUUGGUAGUGUUCCUGGAAAUGGAAGAGCCACAGUUCAGUCCGACUUACCUCGGUAUUGGUGGUGGUGCGUUGUUUGUCACACUGUGCUGGUGUUGCUGCAAGCACUGCUGUUGUGGUGAGAGCUCCUCAGCAAAGGACAACUCAGAAGCAGCUGAGGAGAAUGAUAGCGAGCCUGCUGUGUAUUACCAUGAGUUUGAGCCUGUGGGACCGGGACCAAACCAGCGCUGUGAACUCUCUAAUCCACCCAACACUGAUGAGGCUCCUGAUGCUCCAGUUGGCCCACUGAUACACAGUUCUGCUGCUAUGGAUGCUCCACCUGCUUAUUGUGAGGUUACACCGCUGGCGAAGCAGGAAGAGGCUCCAACCAUCACUCCCAACUCUGACGCUGAGCCACGGUUUGAAUUGAAGGGGACAGUUUUCAAUUCUGGUGCCCCACUCAGCUCAUCCUCAACGUACUGUGAUGUUUAUACCUCAGAAAAAAUCAACUUCCUCUGAAAACCUUGAUUUUGAACCGUGUUCUUUAGUGUGGCGGUGAAGGGAUAGUUUGACAUUUCAGGGAAUAUGAGUGUCUGACAUCAUUUUUGAGCCAAGAAAAAAUGUUUUCAAACCACUGGUAAAUUUACAAAUUUAUGUUUCUACAGUUAGUUUUUUAUGGAUAAAAAACUUUAGAACCAAAAACAUUUUGAAGCUUGUGUCUUCAGUGCUGCCUGCUGUAGUUCCAUAUUUAUCAAGGAGAAAGAAAAUGUGUAUUUUUAGGUCUUCCUCUGUCUUUUUGUUUUUUUAUGCUGUGAUUUUUAAGGGAUACUGCACAUUAGUAAACACUACUGUAAAUACAUUUUUCUGUUCUCUAUAGUUCAGUCAGGAAUACAUUAUGCAUUACAGACCACUCUGAAUGUGAUAUUUUUCAGGGAAGAUAUAUGUAGUAGACACGUCAUUAUUGGGUCCUUAAAAAUCAGCUCAUCUCUUUGGUGUUUACAUUCACUGGUUGCAAAAACUUUAAAAACUGACGUUUUACAGUUAAGUGUGGAAUCUGAGACAGAUUAACUUAAAUAAGGGAAAUAUUUUUAGCUUCUGAGACACUUACAUUCACAGUUAGUAUGAAAUGUGAGACUGCUAAUGAAGACGCUUAUUUUAGACUUUUUUGCUAUUGCUGCUUGUAUGAAGAUUUCACGUCUUAGUCUUUAUCAUAUCUGUAACAUUUAUUUACAAGUGCAAUACCCCUUCAUCCUGUGAAAGUACUGUCGAUUGUGUGAAUUAGAGCUAUAUUUGGGGCUUAAUUAUACAUAUGUUAUUUAAGCACUUUCUGAGAAGACUAUAUGCUCUAAAACCUUUAAAAAAAAACCUUAUGCACAUAUCAGCGUGUAUUUAGACUGUUACAUAUAGCUUUAAUCUGUUACAUUAAAG
Oreochromis aureus is the source of this 2130-nucleotide messenger RNA. RefSeq lists its product as uncharacterized. The record is from RefSeq and is a predicted model, not a curated record. The transcript is spliced from 7 exons. The coding region runs from base 148 to 1221 and encodes 357 amino acids. NCBI's taxonomy places the organism in Eukaryota, Metazoa, Chordata, Actinopteri, Cichliformes, Cichlidae.